CAGUGACUUUGCAAGACUGCACUUAGCACACAACAAGUCCCAACUUUCCGAUUGCACGAGCGAGGAGGCAAAAGUGUGGAGUCUCUUUCAAAAAAAAAAACAAAACAAAACAAACAAACAAACAAACAAGCGCGUAAAAAUAGGAUCCUUUUUUUUAAACCUGUUGAUGAAGUCCCACCGGGAGUGGGGCGCAGAGGAGCAGCAGUCCGGGUUUCUUCACAGAGAAAGAAAAAGUCUGAAAAAAGGUGCACCACUCCACUGAAGGACCUCGGGGUUUUUUUUUUUUUUCUUCCUUUCUCCCCAGCAGUCUGCAGCCUGUGCUGGGUUGGUGGAAAAUGGGCACUCCGACCACUUCGAUCUGUGGACUUAUCUUCUGUUUGAUACUCACAUGCCAGCUUGUUACUGUGACUCAGGCCUCCAAGGUGUGGGGAGAGGUCCCUCUGCCAGAGGACUUGGAGGCGGAGAAAGAUGUCCAGGCGGGUCGGAGCUUACUGGACGACGACGAGGACUUUGCCGCUGAUGAAGCUUCAGGAGAUUUGCCCAGUGGAGAGGAUGAUGGGAGCACGCCAUGGCCUCCAGUCUCUGAGACAACAAUUUAUUACAGAGCUCUCGUCAACUUCACCGACUCCCUCGUCUACGGCCCCGAGCUCGAGGACAUCUUCUCACCAGCUUUUAAUGAGAUCUCUGAAGCAGUGGUGGACACACUGGAGUCGGACUACAACAGGAUUCCAGGUGCCCAGACAGUCAGCGUUGUCCUCAUUAAGAAGAUGAUAAGAGAGGACGGCGUGGACGUGUUUGUGGAGUUGGACGUGGGUUCGGACUACAACAACAACGACGACCAGAUCCGCAGCGUGCUGUACAACGUGGUGAAGGAGGGAGCCAUCGCUUCCUAUGUCACGUCAGUUCAGGGCUUUCAAUUCAGACGGCUCGGCGAAGUAACCCCCAGCAUCAGACCGUGCAUGCCAGAUGAGCACAGGUGUGGGGAUGGGACUUGUAUCCUGAUGGAAUACCUGUGUGACAACAGACCAGACUGCAGAGACUUGAGUGAUGAGACCAAUUGUGAAACCAAAGGACCGCCUCCUCCAGUCUUAACCACCCCUCCGCAAAAAACCACCAUCAAGAAGCCCCCGAGGCCCCCGAGCCCACCUGGACCGUGCAGAGUGGAUCAAGCCACAUGCCAGAGUGGAGAGUGCAUCCCCCGAGACUACAUCUGCGACGGAGAGAGGGACUGCUCGGACGGAAGCGACGAGUUCAGAUGUGGUACUCCGUCGCCUUGCGAACCCAACGAGUUCAAGUGUAAGAACGGCCGCUGUGCCCUCAAGCUUUGGCGUUGUGAUGGAGACAACGACUGUGAGGACAACUCGGAUGAAACAGACUGCCCCACCAAGGGUCCCAGCGACAGGUGUGCUCCUGAACAGUUUGAAUGCCUGAGCGAUCGCACCUGCAUCCCGGCCAGCUACCAGUGUGACGACGAGCCAGACUGCCCUGACCGCUCCGAUGAGUACGGCUGCACCCCUCCCUCUGUGACAAGCCCACCAGAGGAGUCGGUUCAGGCGGCGCGGGGGAAGACGGUGACGUUUACCUGUCAAGCUGUGGGAGUGCCAACCCCCAUCAUCACCUGGAGACUCAACUGGGGGCACAUUCCUGUCAGCAACAGGAUAUCCAUGAUGAGCGAGAACGGCCGUGGCACCCUGACUAUUCGUGAUGUGAAGGAGGCGGAUCAGGGGGCGUACACCUGUGAGGCCAUCAACGCUAAAGGCCUGGUGUUUGGUAUCCCAGAUGGAGUGCUGACACUCACAACCGGUUCAAAUCCAGGUAACUGUCCUGAUGGUCACUUCAGUGUGGAGGGCCGCUGUGUGUCCUGCUUCUGUGCUGGCAUCAGCAAGAACUGCAAGGGCACCGGCCGCUACCGCAACCAGAUCAGCCUGCGCUUCACUGAGGAAGAAGACUUCAAAGGAGUGAACGUCACUUACCCCUCCAGGCCAAACACUCCUCCUCUGUCCUCCACCCAGCUCCUCAUCAACCCUGAGAUGGAGGAGUUCCAGCUUGUCGACCUGUCCCGCCGCUUCCUCAAUCUCGACUCCUUCUGGACCUUGCCUCGCCAGUUUCUGGGCAGCAAGAUCGACGUCUACGGAGGAACCCUGAAGUACAAGGUGCGGUACACAUUGGCGCGCGGCCAAACUGAGCUUGUGGAGAAGCCAGAUGUGAUGCUGGUUGGAAAUGGCCGCAGACUUGUGUACCGCAGAGAAAGCAAGACCGCGGGCCGAGUGGUCAACCAGAAGGAGAUCAAAUUUACUGAAGAUAACUGGCAGCACUCUAACGGUCGCCCCGUGAGCAGAGAAGAUCUGUUGAUGACGCUCGCCAACCUGGACGGCAUCAACAUCCGCACCAUCUACGACAACCACAUGGUCAGCGUGGCGCUCAGUGACAUCAUCAUGUCGACCACUUCUGUGGAGUUCAGCACCAUGGGUCAUGCUAAGGAUGUGGAGGAGUGCAGAUGUCCUCCUGGAUAUUCAGGCCUGUCCUGUGAGAGGUGCACCCCCGGUUUCGAGCGCGUCCCUGGCGGCUCUUAUCUCGGCACCUGUGCUGGUUGUAACUGCAACGGACAUGCCAGCGCCUGUGAUCCAAUCAGCGGGCACUGUCUGAGCUGCCAGCAUAACACAGAGGGCCCUCAGUGUGACAAAUGUCGCCCAGGAUACUUCGGUGACCCAACCCGAGGUCGCCCCGAUGACUGCAAGCCGUGCCCCUGCCCUUACUACGAGACCUCGAGGCGGUUUUCCGACACCUGCUUCGUGGAUGUCGACCAACAGCCGACAUGUGAUGCCUGCAAACCUGGCUACACAGGAAGACGCUGUGAAAAGUGUGCUGCUGGAUAUCAGGGCAACCCCCUUCUGCCUAAUGGAAAAUGUGUUCCUAACUCUUCGAGCUCCAAGUGUGAUAACAGAGGAACCAUCAGCUCCAACAGCAGACCAUGCAGCUGCAAGAACAACGUGGCAGGCGCUCUGUGUGACGAGUGUAAGCAAGGCUUUUUCCACCUAUCCGAGUCCAACCCUGAGGGCUGUCUGCGCUGUUUCUGUAUGGGCGUCACCAAACAGUGCGCCAGCUCCACUUGGAAUAGAGAUCAGGUUCGAGGCGGGGUGAACGCGCAGCUCUUCUCCCUCUCCAACAGCGCCAGCACCGUGAUUAUCAAUGAAGGAAUCUCCCAGAGAGGCUCCUCUGAAGUGUUCUUCCGCUCAUUCGCCACCGUUCCCAAUGACAUCUACUACUGGGUCCUCCCUGAGAGCUUCAGAGGAGAUAAGGUGACGGCUUAUGGCGGGGAGCUCCUCUACACUGUGCAAUUUGAACCACAACAGCGCUCGCUGGUGAUUGACGGUCAGCCGGAUGUGGUUCUCCAGGGCAAUGGCAUCUUUCUGGAACACUACUCUAAAACCAAGCCCCUCGCACGAGCCCCACGCGUUGUCACUGUGACCUUCAGAGAGUCCGCAUGGCGUCGCGCCGACGGGCAGCCAUGCACCCGCGAGCACCUCCUGAUGGCUUUGGCUGACGUUACUCUCUUCAUGAUCAGGGCCUCCUACGCAGACAAGAUGGCAGAGACCAGUAUCUCGGACAUCAAGAUGGACAUUGCUGCUCCUCAAUCCACCGGUAAUGAACGUGCUCUGGAGGUGGAGGAGUGCGCCUGCCCUCAGGGAUACAGAGGACCCUCUUGCCAGGAGUGUGAUGAAGGUUACACGCGGACCACCUCCGGCCUUUACCUGGGCACUUGUGAGAGGUGUGAUUGCAAUGGUCACGCCAGCGGCUGUGACCCGGAGACCGGCAAGUGCCUGCAAUGUCUUCAUAACACCGCUGGGGCAAGGUGUGAGCGCUGUCAGACUGGUUACUAUGGAAACCCUGUGAAGGAUGGUGCUCAGGCCUGCCAGCCCUGCCCCUGUCCUGGAACCUCUUCCAGCAACCAAUUCUCUCCAACCUGUUAUCUGGAGGCGGAUGGUCAGCCGACCUGUGACAGCUGCCCCCCUGGAUACACAGGCCGACGCUGUGAAAGAUGCGCCGCAGGAUACACUGGCAACCCCCAGCUUGGACAGCGGUGUAUCGUUGGCGGCAAUGAUCUCAAUGGUAACUGUUACAGCUGUGACCAAAGAGGCAGUGAAGGUUGCAAUGGACCUGUCUGCAGCUGCAAGAUGAACGUUGAAGGCCCAUCUUGCUCCAACUGUAAGUCUGGAACCUUUCAUCUCAGCCCAGACAACAAAGAUGGCUGCCUGUCCUGUUUCUGUAUGGGCAUCACUCAGCAGUGCACCAGCUCUACCUACUACAGAGACCUGGUGUCCUCAGUCUUCACUCCAGGGAACUUCCAGGGAUUCGCUCUGGUGAACCGUCAGCGCACCAAUCGUAUCUCCACUGGUUUCACCGUGGAGGUUUCCACCGAGGGAACUCAGGUGUCCUACAGCAACUUCGACUACCUGGGACAGGAGCCUCAUUACUGGCAGCUUCCAGGGGUCUACCAGGGAGACAAGAAAGAUUCUUUCUAUUCUCGUAUAAGACGAGCAGAGCAGAGUGGCUCGAGCUCGCCAGAGGAGCAGCUAAGGAAGGAUGCGUCUGUAUGGAACCUAAUGGCCUCCGAGCGUAAAGACAACCACAGAUCAAAAAGAGCUAGCCAGGGUGAAGUCAGAAAACUGGACGAUGAGGUCUGGGCUCUCUUCUCUAACUUCUCAAAUGGACAAGCUGGCUCCCAUCCCUUCUUUCCCUCCUCCUCCAAAUCCUCCUCUUCUUCUAUUCGGGUCCCAACUCCCUCCUCCACCUCUUUAUCCUCUCGGUGGUCUUUGCGUAACCUGAGCCCCCCUUCUCCGUCUGGUGUCUCAUCUUCAGUUAGACCAACCAGACCCCAAUCCUAUAGCCCUGGCCAUUCCCGUCGUCUGCAGAGCAAGAACACAGUGAGCAAGACUUCUGCUGGGUCUUCAGGGGGUGGCAGCAAGUACGCUCUGGUCUACAAAGGUUUCAGCUUGCACCAGGAUGAUCUGCUCUACUGGCAGCUUCCAGCCCAGUUCACAGGGGAUAAGGUUGGGUCUUACGGCGGUAAGCUUAAAUACACCAUCUCCUACGUGGCCGGUACGCGAGGAACAACACUGGAUGACGGCGACGUCCAGAUUAUUGGUAAUGACAUCACUCUGGUAGCCAGUCAGCCCUGGCAGAGGAGGGAGCAUGGCAGCAGAGAGACUCACCAGUUUGAGUUUGUCUUCAAAGAGGAAAACUGGCAGCGUCUUGAUGGCAUGCCCGCCACCCGAGAGCACCUGCUGAUGGUUUUGGCUGAUCUGGACGACAUCCUGAUCAGAGCGUCUUACUCCUCUGAGAUGAGGUCCUCCAGCAUCUAUGACAUCAGCAUGGAGGUCGCCGUGCCAAACUACAGCGGUUUGGCCCAGGCCCUUGAGGUGGAGCAGUGCCGCUGCCCGCCUGGAUACCAGGGACUCUCUUGUCAGGACUGUGCAUCUGGAUACAGUCGCACUGGAGGUGGUUUAUACCUCGGUCACUGUGAGCUCUGCGAAUGUAACGGCCACUCUGACUCCUGCCACCCUGAGAAUGGCAUCUGCACGAGCUGCCUGCACAACACUCAGGGGGAGCUCUGCGAGCAGUGCGCCCAGGGCUUCUUCGGUGACCCCACUGUUGGCACACCGGAGGACUGCCAGCCCUGCGCCUGCCCUCACACUGACCCGGACAACCAAUUCUCCCCGACCUGUGAGAGCCUCGGUAAUGGAGGCUACCAGUGCACCGCCUGUCAGCCUGGAUACACCGGACAGUACUGUGAACGUUGUGCUCCUGGAUAUGUUGGAAAUCCACAGGAGAGACAGAAGUGUCGCCCAUACGAUGCUGCGGCCUCCCUGGUGGUGAAGGUCUAUCCAGAGAGGGUCCUGGCUCCCCAGGGCGGCUCCGUCACUCUCCGGUGUCAGGUGUCCGGCUCUCCUCCGCACUAUUUCUACUGGUCCAGAGAGGAUGGACGACCCAUCUCCAGCAGCGCAGACAAACGCAGACAAGGAGCAGAGCUGUACAUCCACAGUGUGCAGUCGAGUGAUGCCGGGGUCUACGUCUGUACCUGCAGAGAUCAGCGCAGCACCAACAGGAGCCGGGCUGAAAUUGUUGUCACAAGUGUCGUGUCCAAACCCAUUGAGGUGACUAUUGAAGAGCCUAAAGCCCAGACUGUCAGGGUGGGAUCAACUGUCAACUUCAUCUGCACUGCAAAGAGCAAGUCUCCAGCUUACACCCUCGUCUGGACCAGGAACGGCAACGGGAAGCUUCCCAACCGCGCCAUGGACUUCAACGGCAUCCUGACAAUUCAGAACGUCCAGCCCGAGGAUGCUGGCGUCUACGUCUGCACGGGCUCCAACAUGUUCGCCAUGGACGAGGGCAAUGCCAUCCUCUACGUGCCAGAGGCCUCAAAGACUGAGAUGUUUUACACAGCGUAUGAAAUGUUUGAAGGACACAGAAAGCCUGCAGAGGGUGCCCAACCUGUGGCCACCAUCAAUCCUUCAGUGCUGAAUGUCCAGCAGGGUCAGCGAGCAGAGUUUCGCUGCACGGUGACUGGAAACCCAACCCCUGCUAUUGAAUGGAUCGGAGGUCCAGGAAACAGAAUGAGCCCCAGAGCUGUGGUACGAGGUGGUGUUCUGACCUUCACAGCAGUGGACCCGGCUGAUGAGGGGGAGUACACCUGCAAGGCCCUGAACACACACGGAGAGCACACAGCGCGAGGUUCCCUCUAUAUUCAAAAGUCUAACCCAGUAGGAUUAGGCACCAAGCCCCAAGUCCAAGUCAGUCCCCAAAACAUUAAAGUCCACGAGGGCGACACCUUGAGGUUGUACUGCCGAGCAUCCGGAUCACCAACCCCGAAACUCACCUGGAAGAAAACCGGAGAUCAAAUACCUGCACAGGCCAUUCCCUCUCACGGUUUCCAUCAGUUUAAAAGCAACAGUCUCGAUGUGUUACAGAGACGUAUUGAGGAGCUGCAGGCCCGUAUGGACCGCACGGACAUCGGUACUCUGCUCAUCCCAAACAUCAAAAUGUCCGAGUCGGGCACUUACGUGUGUGAGGGCAGCAACAGCAUCGGCUCGAGCAGUUCUCCCAUUGAAGUCACUGUUAUCAAAGCGGACUACAGCUCCUCAGUGGUCAGCAUCCAGCCAUCUAUAGCUGACGUCCAGGAGGGUCAGAGUCUGGAGCUCAACUGUUUUGCUCCUGGAAACCCUCCCCCUAAAGUCACAUGGACCAGAGCCAGCGGGCGUCUCUCCUCUAACCACCAGGUUCUGGGCAGUCAGCUGCGUAUCCUGUCGGCCUCUUCAGAGGACUCAGGGGAGUACAUCUGUCGGGUGCAGGGUAACCUUGGAAACCCAGGCUCUCAUGUCCAUCAGGCCUCCGUCUCUGUUUCCGUCACCUCGUCUUCCUCACGUCUUCAGAGUCCAAUCAUCGCCGUCGAGCCUCACAGGGCUGCGGUGAGCGUUGGGGAGACGGCCAGCUUCAGGUGCAGGAUAUACAGCGGAGCCCAGCCAAUCAGACUGGAGUGGAAACUGGCCAACAACCAGCCGCUGCCAGAUAACGUGAAAAUUGGUCCUGAUGGCUCUGUUAUCACCAUCACCAGCACUCGCCCAAUGAACCAUGGCGCCUACCGCUGUGUGGCCAGCAACCCGUUUGGCAUCACCCACACCAUCGUGUCUUUGAUCAUCAAAGAGUCUCCUGUGGCCACCGUCACUCCUGUUGGACCCGUGCGUGUCAGGGUGGGUGAACCCAUUAAUCUUGAAUGCCAGGCGUCGGGAGAGCCCCGCCCCUCUGUGUCAUGGCACAGACUGGACAGCAACCGCAGGACCAUGCUGACCAGCCCCGUGCCCAUGGAGUCUAAUGCGGUCAUGCAGAUACUAGUGGCCCGCCCAGAAGACAGCGGCACCUAUGUCUGCACGGCUCGCAACAACGAGGGCAGCACUGAGACAAAGGUGGAGGUUGUGGUUGAAGGAGGCGCUCAGGUGCCCUCAGUGCCCAGAGCCAGUGUCCCCGAGCCGCUCAUGGUGAUAGUGGAGGGACAGACUGCAACGCUGCGCUGCGAUGCUCACGGUUUACCCCCCCCGACGAUCACCUGGUCCAAGCUGCGUUCUCCUCUGCCUUGGAGACACAAAGUGGUGGACAACGCCCUGGUCCUGCCCACUGUGGGCCGCCAAGACUCUGGAGAAUACAUCUGCACCGCCACCAACAACAUGGGCACCACUGAAGUCAUCAUCACGCUAGAUGUAGAGACGCUCCCGUACGCCACCUCGCUGCCCGAUGACGUCGCCGUGCGGGUCGGGGAGGUGAUCAGGCUGCAGUGUCUGGCUCAUGGCACUCCUCCUCUGGAAUACACGUGGACCAAACUGGACGGAAACCUUCCCCCGAGGGCCGAGGUCAGCGGAGGAGACCUUCAGAUCAACCUGGCCACCGCCGAGGACGCUGGGAGCUACAAGUGUGUGGCCAGCAACAAAGUGGGCAACAGCGAGGUGGUCGCUAAAGUCACAGUCAGAUCCCCAUUGGCAGUGCGAGUAUCACCCCAGGUUGAAGUGAAAGCUCAGGGCAGUGCUGUGGAGUUCACCUGUUCAGCAGCAGGAGGUAUAGAAACCAAGAUUGAGUGGCUGAAGGAGGGAGGAGCUCUGCCACCCAACCACCACGUCAAGGACGGAGUGCUCAGGAUUGAGAACCUUGAGCAGAGCAAUGAAGGCGUUUACAUCUGCAGAGCCAGCGGUGUGUACGGUCAGGCCCAGGACUCUGCCAGGUUGACCAUCCAAGCCCUGCCAAAGGUGAUGAUCAACGUGCGCACUUCGGUGCAGACUGUGAUGAUCGGGAACUCUGUGGAGUUUGAGUGCCAGGCUGUCGGUGACCCUGAGCCCACUGUCAAAUGGAGUAAAGUGGGUGGGUCUCUGCCUGCUCACAUCAUGGUGAAGGGAGGCAUGUUGAAGAUCGAGCAGGUGACGGAGGCUGAUGCCGGGCAGUACCGCUGCACAGCCACCAACGACGUGGGCUCAGUACAGUCGCAGGUCGUCCUCAACGUCCAGUCCCUUCCUCAAAUUGCUGCGCUGCCUGAAACUAAGGAGGUGACAGUUGGCUCGGAUGCAGUCCUGCCCUGUGUGGCUUCAGGAUACCCUGUACCGGACAUCAAAUGGGCCAAGUUGGAUGCAGAGCUUCCUCCAAAGUGUUUCCAGGACGUCAAUGUGCUGACGGUUCCCCGGGUCUCCCAUGAGGAUUCUGGGACGUACGUCUGCACCGCCUCCAACAAACAGGGGAAAGUGGAAGCCUUUACCACACUUGAAGUUCACGAGAGAGUGAUGCCGUACUUCACACAGGAACCCUUGUCCUACCUCACCCUGCCCACCAUCAAAAACGCUUACAAAUCUUUCAGCAUCAAGAUCAACUUCAGACCUGAUAAUGUCGAUGGUCUCAUAUUGUACGCUGGUAUGAUCCUCUACAACGGCCAGAGAAGGACCACCGGUGCAGACUUUAUCUCUCUGGGACUCGUUGGAGGUCGUUUGGAGUUCAGGUUUGACGUCGGCUCGGGCAUGGCCUCCAUACGCGACCCCAACCCCAUCAAACUGGGAGAGUUUCACACCGUCGAGCUGUCUCGUAACAGCACCCUGGGCUACAUCAUCGUGGACGGAGGGGAGCCGAUAAACGGCAGCUCGCAGGGCAAGUUCCAGGGACUGGAUCUGAACGAGGAGCUGCAUGUGGGCGGUUACCCCAACUACACUAGUCUCGCCAAAACUGCCGGCAUUAAGACUGGUUUUGUCGGCUGUAUCCGUCAGCUGGUCAUCCAGGGCGAGGAAGUCAUCUUCAAAGACCUCGACCGCAGCUCUACAGGAGUCACAAACUGCCCCACGUGCAAAGACCAACCAUGCCAGAAUGGAGGGAGGUGUGAGGACUCGGAUGCCAGCUUGUAUUCGUGCAGCUGCCCCAGAGGCUUCACAGGCAGCAACUGCCAGCAUCACCCAUCCCUUCACUGUCACUCAGAGGCCUGCGGACCAGAUGCCACUUGCAUUAACCGCCCCAAUGGCCUGGGCUAUGACUGCCGCUGCCAUCUUGGCAAGUUUGGAAACAAAUGCAUGGAUGGGGAGUUGGUGACCACUCCAAUGUUCGAUGGAGAGGAGUCGUACAUCGCCUAUCCUCCCCUGACCAACAUCCACGAUGACCUGCGGGUCGAGCUGGAGUUCAAGCCCCUGGAAAGAGACGGUCUCAUGUUCUUCUGUGGCGGGAAGAAAAUGAAAGUGGAGGACUUUGUGGCCGUCUCCAUGGUGGAUGGACAUGUAGAGUUCAGAUACGAACUGGGCACAGGCCAGGCCAUCCUUCGCAGUCCAGAGCCGGUCUCUCUGGGCCAGUGGCACAAAGUUGUGGCCGAGCGGAACAAGAGGGCCGGUCACCUGAGGGUCGAUCAAGGCCCGGUGGAGAGGAAGACAUCUCCAGGAAAAGCCCAGGGUCUGAAUAUCCACACAGCCAUGUACCUGGGAGGAGUCCCCAACAUGGACAUCCUGCCUAAGCCUGCAAAUGUCAGCGAGAUGUUUGAGGGAUGUAUAGGAGAGGUUUCCAUCAACAACAAGAAGCUAGAUCUGUCCUACAGCUUCACAGAAAGCAAAUCUAUCCGCAAGUGUGUGGACGACAGCCCCUGUGACCGCCGGCCCUGCCUGAACGGUGGACACUGCAUGUCGAGUGUUGAAUAUGAAUACCAGUGCCUCUGUAAGGAUGGAUUUGAAGGUGAGCAUUGUGAGGUGGUGAGAGACGUGUGCCAGAGCGACCUUCACUGCCAGAAUGGCGGCAGCUGUGUCGAUGGCCAGUGCCUGUGUACACCCAACCACUCGGGCCUGAACUGUGAAGAAAGCCAGGUCUCCUCCUCCCCCGCAGCCCUGAGGAAUUUGGAAGAUAGCGAGGCAAAUGAUUCUCCAUAUCAGUAUGCAGCUCAUUUCCAUAAUGAUGGAUACAUUGCCCUUCCUCGAUCCAUCUUUCCAAGGAGUGCCCAUGACUCACCAGAGACCAUUGAACUGGAGAUCAACACUGGCUCCUCUGAGGGCCUGAUUUUUUGGCAGGGAGUGGAUCACGGAGAGAACGGUAAAGGAAAGGACUUCAUUAGCCUCGGCCUACAGAAUGGACAACUUGUUUUCAGCUACCAGUUGGGCAGCGGAGAGGCAGAAAUCUUGUCCAGGAAGUCCAUAAAUGAUGGGAGGUGGCAUAAGAUCACAGCAGUCAGAACUGGGAAAGAUGGAUACAUCAAGGUUGAUGGAGAAGCUGAACUGCAUGGACAGUCUAAAGGCAGGAGCCUCAUGGUGAACACUAAAGGCAGUAUAUACCUUGGUGGAGCCCCGGACAUGGUGGCUAUGACAGGAGGGAAGUUUUCGUCGGGAAUGACGGGCUGCGUUAGGAACCUGACACUGCUGAACGCCCGGCCGGGACAGCAGCCCGCCCAGGCCAUCGACCUGCAAGCCCACGCAGCCUUAGGCAUCAACGUGCAGCCAUGCUUUUCAUAGAUCUCUGCAUAAAAAACACACACACACAAACUAAACACACACAAACACAAACAGAGACUUUGGAGUGAUGUCAUACACACAGAGAGACUCACACACAAACAAAGAGGUUGACACAAACUUGGUGCUUUGCUGCUACCAAAAAAAAAAAAACACACAAAAAAACAAGAUGACACAACAGGAUAUGUUUCUCUGUGUGCAGUAAAACCAAAAAAGAGAAAAAUUGAAAACCAUAUUAACAAGUCUUCUCUUCCUCAGUGUUUGUCGAUGAAGGACUAUUAACACAGGAGAACCCGUACAGUUUACAUACUUCCAGCGAGUAGUUUUAGCCAUGAGAAGAGUAAGAGUUCAACAUAUUAGGCCUUCUACGAUGGGUCAGAUCCUAUGGAGUUGGAGAUGUUUUUACAGCACUGAAUUUUUAUUUAUAUACAUAUGAAUAUAUAUAUAUAUUAUAUUUGUGGGGGAAAACAUGCAAACUAACCAUAACUGCUCUUCUACUUUUCCUGGAGUUUAUUCUGGGUUCUAAUACUGUGUGUCCGGGGCUUUUUAACAGGCCUAACUGUAUUAAUACUUGAAGAUGUUUCGGCCUUCUUUCUUCACUUCUGUAGAGGAACUUUUUUUUUUUUUUUUUUUUUGCACGAGCAUGCUAAGCUAAUUUUUUUUGGGAGAGGAGCACACACGGUCACGGUCACAUGCAGCUUUGACUCACAACUCAGGUCGUCAAAUACAAAGUUAAUAAGCGUCACGUGCUGAGCUUUAACGCGGAUGUUUUUUUUAGUUAUUAUUCAGCAAGUAAUUCACAGCGCUUAUGUGUCUUCUGUGUUCGUUUUUUUUUUUAAUUACAAAAAAGAAAGAAACUUUGGUGCUAACGUCAGACAUGAAGAAACAGCACAUGCUCUCUGUUACAUGUAGAAUUGUUUCUUUUAGUAAUUAGGUUACUUAGAUUUAAAAUUAGAAAAUCUUAAAAUUAGUAUCCAGUUGUGUACGUUUUCUGGGAUGCAUGGUGUUUGAGGUUGGUUUUAUAUGAAUAUGGCAUGAUUUUUGUCGCCUCAACAGCCUUAUUGUGACUGAGUAGAUCUCAAAAAGAGCCGUUUUAAAGAGCAGAAAGGGUGUGUUUUUUCAUGUGUGUGGUUGUUGAAGAUAUUGUUUGUAUGUGUUUGAACUAUCUGCCAGUCAGGUAGAUACUGUACAUCUUUCAAAUGAGAAUGAAGUUUGUAUGCUACUAGAUUUGUUGGUUAUUGACUGCAUGUCUUAGCCCCUUUUUUAUUUGUCACGCUCUAUUUUAAGGCCCAGGAUGGAGCCAGGUGUGUGUGCGUCGUUUGUUGUGUUUGUCUCAUCAGCGAUAUCCUCAGGAGGGUUCAACACAGAACUGCCUCCAAAUGUUACUUAAUUUUCAGGUUUUCUAGCUUUAGCAACAAUACAAUAAGCUAUGAAACUCUGGAGGCUCGGUGGUUCUGUGUGUUCGUCGUCUCUGCGGUGUUCAGCAAUAUUUGGGACAGUGUUCGGUUGUUUCAACAUGCAGUGGAAGACCUCCUGCAGGUGCCGUGACCAGUCGUGUAGCUCUAUGAAAAGCAUGCUCGCCAACCUUUAGUCCACCACACUACCAAAACUGUAAAGGCACGAUCACUUUGGGGUUCACAAACCUUUCCUUUCUUAUUUUUCUAAGCUUAAAUAUUUGUAUUAAUAUCCUUAGAGUGGCUUCAUUUUUAUUUGUUUUUUCUUUUCCAUCACUUUCGUUUCACAGCUUAAAUCAGCUGUUUUUAGAGCAACCACACACGCUUGCUUUUUUCCUUUCCUCUGGUUAAUGUGUAUUGCCUCCCACACCCCCCCCCCCUUGUUUUUCCCCUCAUGUUUGAGUUACAGGUCUUCAAAUAUCCAAAAUAAAGAUCCAUAAAAGGUUCACAUGUAGCUGACUGGAACUGCCUGUUAAAAAUGGUUUGAAACUGGUCUUAUUAUUCACUCAAUAAAGAAAGUCUUAGGCUACAAAUGUGACAAAUAGAUAUGAAUGUACACAGAAAGGUUUCAUCAUGUUUGUGCAGAUAUGAUCAGCGACUGCUUGUUGCCCGUGUAGGACACUGAAGCAGUGUGUGUGUGCGCCCCCUGUUGGGUGCCUUUUGUGUGUAUCUGCUCGUGAGUGAUUGAUUGUAUUUUAUUUUCGUGUCACAUCAGUUCCCAACCCUCAUGGGUUUCCAAGACACCAGAUAUACAGAAAGAACUGAUUAAAUAUACACUGAACACUCUUUCCCCAAUGUCAAGAAACUGCCACUGCUUUUGAAAGGAUGUUUUACCAUUGCAAAAUAUGAAAAAGUGCACUUUUACUGAUGAUGGGAACUUUUAUUUUAAGAACUGUUUCACUUCUGACCGGCAUGGGGGGAAAAAGCAGAUUACUGAACAAAAUUGUACCACAUGAAAUAUUGUCCAUGUCAGGGCGACCUGACAUCCAUUUCCACUGUGUAAAAGAUGCUCCCCUUGCCCCCCGUGUUUCUUAAUUAAAAACAAAAUUCAUGUGCUAUUUGUAA
Labrus bergylta (ballan wrasse) is the source of this 14017-nucleotide messenger RNA. Lineage: Eukaryota; Metazoa; Chordata; Actinopteri; Labriformes; Labridae. The record is from RefSeq and is a predicted model, not a curated record.